CUUAAUUUCCAUCUUUAUACUUCGUACUCAAUACUCUAAUUAUCUGUAUGCCUUCUACUUUCCUCCUACCCAACUCGACGACGCGAUGAUUCAGAGUUGUCUCAGCCUUAAUCGGACUUACAUAACACAAUGUUCGGAGUUAAUAACAGUAAUUCUAUCAAUGAUUUCAGUAACAUCGACUUCGAGCUAGAUGGGUUUGACUUGGAUGUCGAUUUACUCACUGUCAAUGAUAUCAGCUUCGGUUUCGAUCCCAGUUCAUCUAAUACACUAUUACCCAGCGAUGGUGCGGAUCUCAACAAGCCCUAUCAUGCAAAAAGACCUCACAAGAAAUCACGAGCUGGAUGUCACCAAUGUAAAAAGCGUAAAGUGAAGUGUGAUGAAGUGAGACCCACGUGCAAAUCGUGUAGGCUUCGGAGAGAGAAGUGCGCAUAUCCAGCUGUGCCAGCAUCUUCCUCAUUAACAUAUAGGGCUAAGUCUGAUGCCUCUUCUGGUUCUUCUUCCCCCGAAGAACACUCGCCACAGCCAUAUCAAAAUGAAAUCGUCUCGCAGGGAACCACCAUUAUGGAGCCUUUGUAUCGCCCGCGCGAGAUGGCAGAUGAUUUGGACAUGAAGUUGUUAUGGUUUUGGACCAGUCAUGGCUACCGGUUCUUUUCAAUCAAAGGCGGCCGUUCUUCGAUCGUCGAUAAUGUGCUGCAGGUGAAAUUUGUCCAGCACGCUUUCCAGUCCCCCUUUUUGAUGCACUGCCUGAUGGCCGUGUCAGCAUCGCAUCUUCGAAAUUUGGGUCAGCCUGUUCCAGCUCAUCGCGCCAUCAGCUAUUCCACCAAAGCAUUCGAGAGCUACCGAACCGCUAUCGAGGCAGCAAAGCCCGAAGACUUUCCCGCUCUAAUAGCAACUUCUCUUCUCAUGGUGGCCGUAAGCAGUCAAAUGUUCCGAGAGACGGAUAGAAAGCCGCUACACAUUUUUGACUGGAUCCAAGUCUGGAGAGGGAUUGGUCUCAUUAUAGAUGUUGUCUCUCCCAAAGCUCUCCAGGAGUCGGGCAUGGCAGUGCUUUUCCACAGACCACGAGUUGAUCUUAAGAAGGCAUCAACGCACAUUCCCAACAAUCUCCUGUCUAUGGUCGAAUCCAUCGGACCUGGCGAUGCGGAUGAAGAAUAUAAAGAAGUGUAUCAUGACAUGCUCAAGUACCUUGGGUCGCUUUAUCAGGAAUUAAAGGAAUAUGGCUUCAAUCCCAUUCUCGAUCUUCGCAUUAUCAUAUUUUACACAUAUUUACCGAAGCCCUUCAUUCCUCUUGCCAAGGAACAUCGACCACGGGCGUUGGUCAUGAUAGCCCAUCACCUAUGCUUCCUUAAAAUGCUUCCAAAGGUGUGGUGGAUUAACGGGAUCGCAGAUCAUGAAAUUAGGCAGAUCUGCCAAGAAGUCGGUAGCGAAUGGGCACAUCUGCUGCGAGUACCUGAGAUGGUCUUGAAAACAGACGACAGGGUCGAGAUGGCACGGUUAAUCAUCGAUAACCAUAAUUGGACACCUUCUGAAAUGGACCAAUAUGAGAGAGACCACGACCCCAGAUUAAACACCGAUCUCAAGCUGCAUGACAACCAAGGGAUAGAGAUGUUGAUCUGGAAGGGCGAAUGGAGACGAAGGUCGUCUAUUUCAGAUAUUGAAUCAGAUUCGUCCCUAGACCAAAAUCCCGAUAUCAGUAAUCCUAUCGGUAAUACUUCAUUCGACGCACCAUGAAUAAAUUUACGAGGAGUCUCAAUCUACACGCCCUAUUCCUUUAUGUCGGGUGAAGUACUGGAAAAGG
This is a messenger RNA of Hypoxylon fragiforme, 1798 nucleotides long. RefSeq lists its product as uncharacterized. Gene Ontology annotation, molecular function: DNA-binding transcription activator activity, RNA polymerase II-specific; zinc ion binding. Gene Ontology annotation, biological process: regulation of transcription by RNA polymerase II. NCBI's taxonomy places the organism in Eukaryota, Fungi, Ascomycota, Sordariomycetes, Xylariales, Hypoxylaceae. The transcript has 5 exons. The coding region runs from base 130 to 1731 and encodes 533 amino acids. The record is from RefSeq and is a predicted model, not a curated record.